CUCUGGGUUAAUCUGAUUAUGGACACCCUUGGAGCGCUAGCAUUGGCUACUGAACCACCAACAGAUCAUCUUAUGCAUAGGCCUCCAGUUGGUCGAAGGGAGCCUCUUAUAACUAAUAUCAUGUGGAGGAACCUGUUAAUACAGGCUUUUUAUCAAGUGUCUGUAUCACUUGUCCUCAAUUUCCGGGGGAGGAGUAUACUAGAUUUGGAGCAGGACAACAUUGAGCAUGCGAACAAAGUGAAGAAUACAUUGAUAUUCAAUGCUUUUGUCCUCUGCCAGGUCUUUAAUGAGUUUAAUGCUAGAAAGCCGGACCAGAAAAAUAUUUUUAAAGGGCUUACUAAAAACCCUCUCUUUAUUGGAAUAGUGGGGUUCACCGUUGUUCUUCAGGUUAUGAUCAUUUUCUUUCUUGGGAAAUUUACUUCUACAGUUAGACUGAAUUGGCAACAAUGGCUGAUUUCGAUUGUUAUUGCUGCUAUCAGUUGGCCUCUUGCUGUAGUUGGAAAGCUGAUACCUGUUCCCGAAACUCCAUUGCAUGAGUUCUUUACAAGAAGUCGUGGAAAGAGAAAUUCUGAGAGUUACGCACUGAAGAUUUCUUGCUGUAGUAACAUCAGUUUGUACUUUUCAACUUUGCUGACUGAGUGGGUUAUUCCGGACGUACCUUCUUACCUUCUCAAAUUUAUACAACAGAGUUGCAAGGGCCAAGGAGUUUGAUAUAACUUCAGCUUACCAUCUUUAGAUGUCCACUACUAACAACAUGACUAACAAAAGAAGUGGCCUCUGUUAAGCCAUCUACCCAUCGGUUUUUUUUUUUUUUUUUUUUGGUGUUUGGGUUUUCAUGCAGUUUUUUUUUGUUGGUAUGCUGUUAGAUUCAGACCAAUGAAUUCAUGGGAGGAAGGCUUUUUUCUUAUGUACAAAAUUGACGACUCUUUAAUACAUAAUAUGUUAAUGGUGUGAUUAUGUUUUCUUUU
This is a messenger RNA of Tripterygium wilfordii, 968 nucleotides long. Its product is annotated as calcium-transporting ATPase 9, plasma membrane-type-like. Bases 19 to 711 code for a protein of 230 amino acids. The transcript is spliced from 7 exons. The record is from RefSeq and is a predicted model, not a curated record. NCBI's taxonomy places the organism in Eukaryota, Viridiplantae, Streptophyta, Magnoliopsida, Celastrales, Celastraceae. Gene Ontology annotation, cellular component: intracellular membrane-bounded organelle. Gene Ontology annotation, molecular function: P-type calcium transporter activity.